GGAACCCUAUUGCAUUGGCAAAAAUUUCUUUCCUGUUAAGGAGGGGGACGUAAAAAUAAUGGCGGAAACAUGUGGCCAAGUGCUAUUAGGGUCGGGACUGACUGUCCUUUCCCACCCUCUUAUGUAUAUUAAGGUCUUAGUACAGGUGGGACAUGAACCUCUUCCGCCUACUCUUGGCAGAAACUUGUUUGGCAGACAGGUGUAUCAGCUUCCUGGCCUCUUUGCCUAUGCCAAACACAUAAUAAAGAUCGAUGGGAAGGCAGGCCUGUUUAGAGGUCUUACCCCCAGACUGUGUGCAGGGACCAUCGGCACUAUUGUCCACAGUAAAGUGCUGCAGAAAUGCCAGGAGAACAAACUGGAGGUCAUGAACCCUGGCCAGAAAACAGAGGAGGGAUCUUUUCAGCAUGUAGUCAACGAGACAACAAAGGAGAUGAUAGCACGCUCCUGUGCCACAAUCGUCACACAUCCAUUCCAUGUGAUCACCCUUAGAUGCAUAGUCCAGUUUAUUGGAAGAGAAACCAAGUAUAGUGGUGUCUUUGACUCCAUUAUCACUAUCUACAGAGAAGAGGGAAUCCUCGGGUUUUUUGCUGGCCUCAUCCCACGUCUUCUUGGCGAUAUCUUCUCUCUGUGGAUCUGCAACAUGCUUGCUCACGUUAUCAACUCGUAUGCAAUAGACGACUCAAUGAGUCAUACGAGUGAAAUGAAGAACUGCUCUCAGGCUGCCACUGGGUUUUUUGCCAGUAUGCUGACAUACCCUUUUGUGUUGGUCUCUAAUCUGAUGACGGUCAAUAACUGUGGGUUGGCUGGUGGUUUACCUCCUUAUGCAGAAACUUAUAAAACCUGGGUUGACUGUUGGAGACACCUGAACCGAGAGGGAAAUUUGAGCAGAGGCAACAGUUUAUUCUUCAGGAAGGUGCCGGUGGGGAAGAUGUACGCCAUUGACCAGAAGCGAUUUUUCUGAACAGGAUAUGCGAACAGCAUAAUCUAAAUAUGAGAUGUAUCGGGUGGGGAAGCUCUAAAUCUUUUGUAUGCACCUAUGAUGAUUGGGUUUUUUUUGGGGGGGAUACUCUUUCCAUUUUUUCCAUUAAUGUCACAAACAGUUGCUUUGAUUUGGAAAUGUUAUUUUAAUAUUUGUAUCAGAAAUACCUCUUUUACUAGAGGUUUAAUAUCAGAAACGCUUAGGAAAUCCUGUUAUUUAAAUUAAUAUAAAUGAUGUUGCCUCUCAUCCCGAAAAAAAACCAGUUCUAAUCAAGCCAUUUGCUUAAUAGGUCUCAUAGGAAUGUUCUUGCCUCCCAGCACAUAUCUGCAUUGACUGACUAAAAGUUCUUCUUACGCUGAAUCUGUACAUGUAGCCAUUAAAAUAAUGAGUUGUGUUAAAUGGUAGCUCUUGGGUUUUCUGUGCUGCAUGUAUGUAUGUAAGUGGCCUGUAACGUUCAGAUUUGCCUGGUUCUUCAAACCUGACCAGGUUUGUGUUCUGGAGAGCGAGCAUGCUAAGCUGCUGCUCUAGAGUACAUACAGCCCACUGUUAUCAAUCGUACUGUGAGAGAGAGAUAUGUGAUCGAUUUCUUUCUUUAAUUCCCCAUGUUUGACAAAUUUGGGCUGUAUUUUUAUUAACAUUCUGACUGAUCCCAAUAAAUCCAAGUUAGCCUUUU
Molecule: messenger RNA, 1652 nt
Organism: Tachysurus vachellii
Lineage: Eukaryota; Metazoa; Chordata; Actinopteri; Siluriformes; Bagridae
Gene: mtch2
Product: mitochondrial carrier homolog 2
Exons: 13
Coding region: 59-961 (300 amino acids)
Biological process (GO): positive regulation of apoptotic process
Cellular component (GO): membrane; mitochondrion
Source: RefSeq, a predicted model, not a curated record